AUGAGUUUCACCACUACUACUACCGAUAUGAAAGUCACUCUCGUUGGAGCCUCCGGUGCUAUCGGCAUGCCUCUUUCGUUGUUGCUGAAGAUGAACCCAAUGAUCACUGAGUUGGCCUUGUACGAUGUCAAGCAAGCCCGUGUACCUGUUGCUGGCGUUGCUGCUGAUUCCUCUCACAUCAACUCUCCUGCUAAGGUCAAGGGUUAUGCUGGUCCCGCUCAGCUCGAGGCCGCUCUUACAGGGUCCAAAGUCAUCGUUUGUACUGCUGGUAUCGCUCAAAAGCCUGGUAUGUCUAGAGAUGAUCUUUUCAACGUCAACGCUGGUAUAAUGCGUCACUUGGCAACUGCGUUCGCCAAGUAUGCUCCUGAGGCUGUUGUCUGCAUCUUGUCGAACCCCGAGACUGCUCUCGUGCCCAUCACUGCUGAAGUUUACAAGGAGGCUGGCGUAUACGACUCGAGGAAGAUCGUGGGUAUCACCACCCUUGAUGUGACACGUGCCAGGACAUUCUAUGCUGAGGCUACGGGUAUGGAUGUUGAAAAAGUUGACGUCCCUGUUGUUGGUGGUCAUGGUGGUUGUGCUAUCCUCCCUCUAUUCUCUAAGGCAACUCCUUAUGUCAAGCUGGACGAAGAAAGCAUCGAAGAGCUUGAUGAUCAUGUUCAAAAUGCAGUUACUGAGNNNNAUAUCCGUGUUAGUUGUCAUUUCAUUAACUCGGUUAUUGGGCUCGUUACGCCUGAUAUUCUACCUAACGGUCUACUCCCAUAA
Messenger RNA from Perkinsus marinus ATCC 50983, 762 nucleotides. Its product is annotated as malate dehydrogenase, putative. Gene Ontology annotation, molecular function: L-malate dehydrogenase (NAD+) activity. The record is from RefSeq and is a predicted model, not a curated record. Bases 1 to 762 code for a protein of 253 amino acids. The transcript has 2 exons. NCBI's taxonomy places the organism in Eukaryota, Perkinsozoa, Perkinsida, Perkinsidae. Gene Ontology annotation, cellular component: cytoplasm; mitochondrion. Gene Ontology annotation, biological process: malate metabolic process; tricarboxylic acid cycle.